Molecule: messenger RNA, 423 nt
Organism: Camellia sinensis
Lineage: Eukaryota; Viridiplantae; Streptophyta; Magnoliopsida; Ericales; Theaceae
Source: RefSeq, a predicted model, not a curated record
AUGGGUAGCAGCCAAGCAGCAAUGUCCUUCCUCGCCAACCUAGCCCGGGCGGCGUUCGGCCUCGGUCUCGGCGCUACCGUCCUCAACUCCUCCCUCUACACCGUCGACGGUGGCCAACGCGCCGUCCUCUUCGAUCGAUUUCGCGGCGUCAUCGAUGAGACCGUCAGCGAAGGAACCCAUUUCCUCGUCCCAUGGCUCCAGAGACCCUACAUUUUCGACAUCCGAACUCGUCCCCACACCUUCGCUUCCAUCUCCGGCACCAAAGAUCUCCAAAUGGUCAACCUCACUCUUCGUCUUCCUUACUCUGAAAACAUUGCUCUGUUGCUCCUCGGCAACACCCACUCUCGAGCUCCCUCUCGGAAAACACUGCUACUGUCCUCCGAACCACUGAUCUCCGAACCGUCUCCAAGAAGAACAACAUGA